AUGACGAUGCACGUGGUAGCCGAUAUCCACAUCUCGACAUCCGCCUCCUCGGCCCCUCUUCCUCCAUCCGCACUUCCCCUCGACAAUGCUACGCACUUGACGCCUUCCACCCAACUCCGUGUCCCCGUGCACGCAGACGGGCAUGCUUUGAACAACCUCGCAGACUCGAUCGACUCGACACGCGCACAUCUCAACACAAUCCUCACUACCUGGAAGGACUGGGCCGGAAAGGAAGCCGCCCCCGCAGGAACUUUGCAGCUCAAGCAAAACGUUGACGGCGAGCAAGACCAAGAUGAAGACCAAGAUGAAGACCAAGAAGACGAAGAGUGA
This is a messenger RNA of Moesziomyces aphidis, 330 nucleotides long. The record is from the annotation of a GenBank genome assembly. Lineage: Eukaryota; Fungi; Basidiomycota; Ustilaginomycetes; Ustilaginales; Ustilaginaceae.